CACGCGCUUCCAGUCAUCGCGCGCUCACGGCGCUGAUACUUGCAACAGAGUCCCAGGGUUCUACUUAGGAGAGAAGAAACUACAGGCUUGGGUAUAUUUAAUGUGCUGUUUGAAGCAAGCUUUAGUUCUCCACUUAGGUGAAGCUGAUUUAUAGAAUUAAAAUGUUUCCUGUUGUAAUUCUGGGAAUAAACUUGGAGAGAACCUGAGGACGGGAAAGAGCUGAAGCAGAGGGUUGUGUGUUGUGUUUAUGUAUUAGUGAGGGUGAGCGCCUUGAGAUGAGUGUGGGUGAUGAAGAGAGAAGUUCUCGCAUCCGCCCCCCGUGCAGUCUAAAUGUGAAGAAGGUGUAUGGAGAUGGUACUGAAGAACUGCACUCCCCAGAGUCACUGAGGAUCAGCAGUAUGUCACCUGACCUCAGGCAGGACUUUAGUAUGAUGGAGCAGAGAAAGAGAGUCACACAGAUUCUGCAGAGUCCAGACUUUAAGGAGGAGCUGGAGUGUAUGGUAAAGGAGCAGUACUCCAAAAGCAGUAACUCUGGUGGUCUACUGGGUCACAUCGCAAACAUUAUCAUCAGUAACACUCUGAACAACACUGGAGUCUACAGUCCUGCCAAUGUGGGGUCAGUAAGUCCGGUUAAUGAUCUAUGUGGUGUGGAGUGGUUUAAUUGUUCUAAAGCUGAGAGGCAGGGCCGCUGUAAACUGGCCUGCCUGUAUCGUCUGCUGGACCUGUAUGGACAUACUCACUUCCCAAACACGUAUAUUACUCUUCGUGUGAGCAAAGAGCAGGAUCAUAUUCUUAUUCUUCCUAAAGGACUGUCCUUCUCUGAGGCAACAGCAGCUAGUCUGGUGAAGGUGAAUCUGAUUGGUGAGGUUGUUGAUCAGGGAGCAACUUUACUUCCUGUGGAUGUUUUGGGUUUCAAACCACAUGCAGCAGUGUACUCUGCUCGACCCGAUGCCAAAUGUGUUAUUCAUACACACACACCAACCACUGCUGCAGUCUCCUGUAUGAAAUGUGGCAUUUUACCUAUAUCCCAUGAAGCUUUGCUGUUGGGAGAGGUGUCUUAUUUUAGCUACCAUGGUGAUAUUGAUGACGAGCAGGAGAGGAUGGAUCUUCAAAAAGCUCUGGGCCCCACUGCCAAGGUUUUGGUGCUCAGGAAUCAAGGUUUAUUAGCAUUUGGAGAAACAACAGAGGAAGCUUUUCAUUAUCUAUACCACAGCCACCAAGCCUGUGAGAUACAGGUUAGCGCUCUCUUGUGCGCAGGUGGCAUUGAAAACCUGUGCAUAUUAAACAGAACAAAUCUUAAAGUUUCUCCAACUCCUUCAAUUCAUGCCGGUGGAGAAAUGCCAGAAGGACAGAUCAGAUGGAGGGUUGGAGAAGCAGAAUUUGAGUCGCUUAUGAGGAUGCUGGAUAACUUAGGUUACAGGACAGGUUACACUUACCGCCAUCCCAUAGUUAAAGAGAAGCCUCGACACCAUAACAACGUGGAGAUCCCUGCAACUGUUACCGGGAUGGGACUAGAGGAAAAGGACUUCUUUCCACAGAGUCCACUGCACUUCGCAGCACAGAAGCGGGACAGAGAGAGGAUACGAUGGCUGAAUUCACCAAAUAGUUACUUAAAGGUCAAUGUACCUGAGGAGUCAAUCAAUGGGACCUGCAGCCCCUGUUCCAAAACUGUGUGGAUGAAGUCGGAGGAGUCAGGCAGCUGCAAGGACACCCCUAUUAGAAUUGAGGACCCAAAUCAGUUUGUCCCACUUAAUACCAACCCCAAUGAAGUCCUGGAAAAAAGAAAUAAGAUUCGGGAGCAGAACAGAGUAGAUCUGAUGACGGCUGGACCGAAAUCUCAGCUCCUGGCAGACAUUGUCAUCGACAAGCCUCCCGGACCAGCAUUCAUCUAUGAGGAUGAGGAGCAGACAGAUUCCCUACCACCAAAUCCAUUCGACCAAUCAGAGGCAGAGCUACAAGAAUACACACAAACUGUGGAGAACAAGUGCAGCCAAUCAGCUCUUCAGUCAGAGGCUGAUGAGGAAUUCACAGAUGGAGAAAUGACUACAUAUGACGGCUCCACUGUCUCCCUUUCUAUCUCUCCUCUCAUGAGCCCAGAAAGAGGAGACUGCCUGUCAGCUCUGUUGCUGAGUAGUGAUGAGCUGACCCAGGAUGAUGACCUCACUCUGCAGGUCACAGAGCUGAGCAUCACUAAAGAGAUGCAGGUCUCCAUAACAACCACUGUCGCCAACAAUAUUUCAGUCACCAGCUCAUCUGAAAGUCAACCAAAAUUACCCAAAAAGAAGAAAAAGAAAUUUCGUACUCCUUCCUUCCUGAGGAUGAGUAAAAAGAAAGAAAGAGAGAAAGAGAAAGGAAAAGACAAAGAGAAGGAGAAAGAAAAGGAGAACAAGGAAAUAGAGGAAGAAAAAGAAUGCAAUAAGGACUAAAAUACAAAGGUAAUGAUAUAGAAAAUGUAGUUUCAGGAGGGCCCCAUGUUAAAUGUGAUGACUAAGUAGGGAUGUGUGCACAUAAGCAUUAAAACAAUCGCUUGUCUGAAGAAUAUGUAUUUUCAACACACUUUUUGUUUCUGCUAUAUUAUUACUAUAGUAUAGUAUAAUGGGUGUCUAAAUGGACUAAUACCUAAUUAAUGACAAAAUCCAACACUUUAUAAACUGUGUAUAUAAAUGCACCCGUAUACAAAAUAUUAUCAGCAGACAAAAUUAUACUUUUUUUUAAUAAAAAACGUUUAAUUCUUAUCCGCAACUCUAUAUACUGAAUUUGAGUAGAAUCAGAAACAUUUUGAUGGUGCUGUAUGUGUUGUGCAGAUGAACUGUUUUUUCUUAAAUUGCAUUAAGGACAAGAACUGUGUGUGUGACUGUGCAUUCCUGCAUGUCAGGAGUAUUAAAGUAUUACAAAUGUGUUUGAUAGUGGAAGAUAGCCAUACAGUGUGAUAUAAAGCUUUUAUUUUGCUUGGUCUAUAGAUGGAGAAGUGGUUGAUCUUGUUAUUCUUAUAUAUAUAUACAGUUGUGCUCAAAAGUGUGCAUACCCUGGCAGAAAUUGUGAAAUUUUGGCA
Molecule: messenger RNA, 3052 nt
Organism: Myxocyprinus asiaticus (Chinese sucker)
Lineage: Eukaryota; Metazoa; Chordata; Actinopteri; Cypriniformes; Catostomidae
Product: gamma-adducin-like
Exons: 15
Coding region: 276-2426 (716 amino acids)
Biological process (GO): barbed-end actin filament capping
Cellular component (GO): cytoskeleton; postsynaptic density; plasma membrane
Molecular function (GO): actin filament binding
Source: RefSeq, a predicted model, not a curated record